Molecule: messenger RNA, 1506 nt
Organism: Penicillium arizonense
Lineage: Eukaryota; Fungi; Ascomycota; Eurotiomycetes; Eurotiales; Aspergillaceae
Exons: 3
Coding region: 1-1506 (501 amino acids)
Molecular function (GO): nucleic acid binding
Source: RefSeq, a predicted model, not a curated record
AUGCCGCUUCGUAAUUACGGUGUCUGGAAAGCAAACCCUGUAUCCUACGUUGUUGAACAUGAAGCGGAUGACGACAAAAGCCCGCAUUUAUCACUAUACUUCAGUGAUAAAGGAGGAUUGAGUCACCAUUCUGGCCACAAGUUUCGUCGGGCCGGCCGAGGUAACAAAGAAAUUGCUGGGCUCUUCAGAGCAGCAAUCAACAUCAAGUCUGGUGACAAGGAUGAAUCGCGACUUACCUACUGGGUGGAUCACGACUUCAAUAAUCACCCUAUCGUCAACAGUCUCACCGACCUAUCCUCGGGGUUUUAUCCCCUCGAAGAAACGGAGUCAACCCCUGCUGGUGUGAGACUAGACUACAUCCGGAGCAACUUAUUCAAUGUCAACACCGGUCGAAUCCUACCCCAUGACGAACCAGGUUCGAACAAUGAUAUGAUUGAUGUUCUAGAACCUGAAGUCAAACAGGCCAUUGACCAUAAGGCCGAUAUUUACCUAUUUGGAGAACCGUUCAGCGAUCGAAAAGGUAUUCACAAUGUGCAUAUGAAUCAAGGCAAUGUUAAGCGAUUCGCACAUGACGACGGUGUGUUCCAAGAUGGUGGCCUUUUGAUCAACUACCCACGCUCUGGUCGAUGGGUUGGAGUCUUUCUCGGAUUCGCAUCACAAGCUGUGCACACCGAUGAUAAGACAGGGCAUGCCAUAUCAUCAGAGACCUGGGGUGACUAUAUGGGGACAAAGGAGAGAGACGCCGAGAUGACAGAGGAUUCUGUGACAAUUGACGAGGCGUUGAUCAAUCCUGAGUUAGAUGGUCCCCGAGCCAGACGCAGGUCGGUUACUCUCACAAAUCCAAAAGACCACACAAUGCCCCUGUCUUCCUGGAAAAUUAAAAAUUCAGCUGGUGAAUUCCAAGCACUGCCGCGUGAUGCAGCUUUGGGUGCUAAGUCAACGCAAGCGUUCGACAUUCCGGAUGUUCAUCUCUCGAACCUUGGUGAUACCAUCACACUGUUGAAUGAACAAGGACUGAAAGUUGACGGGCUUGUUAGAGACAUUGAGGUCCUGUCGAAGCUACUUCAUGUCUUUUGGCCACGACUGCUGCCGCCAUGGCGAGCCGAGUCCUUCGCGAACAUUGAGAUCGGGUCAGACCGAGAAACGACAAGAGAACGGGCCGAGGCCGUACGGUCCACGUCCGACAUUGUCGGCUACUCAGACGCCUCUGGACGCGAGGGCCACUUGGGUGCCGCCGUUAUCGCGCUUGACAACAACCUAGAGGUCAUAGAGUCGCAACAGGUGCAGGCGGCCAUAGAGGUUCAAGCGGCGGGAACCGCGCUUCGCCUUCAGUGGGUGCCAGGGCAUUGCGACAACUUAGGAAACGACGCAGCGGAUCGACUGGCCAAGGACGCCGCAGGCCGGGGCAAAACACACCCCUUCCGCUCCCUUUUCACGAGGGAGACGGCGUUUAUUCGCGGCAAAACCCUCCGUCAGUGGGAGCAAGAAUGGAAGUCAUAUUUAUAA